UUACAGCUCAACCACAGCCGCCUCCAAAGAGCCUCUUCCCGGGACCGGGAUGGAAGGACGCGGCUGAGCAGCACCGGGCUCAGUGCCUGGCAGCACCCGGAGCUGCGGGGUCAGCCUCCCUGCUUCUCCAUCUAGGUGACGUGAUGAGGGACUGCAAAGAGCCUGCUGGGGUUUGCUUACGUUCUCCCUGCCUUGCUUCAGUUUCUCUGGAUGUUGGGGGCUGAGAGUGCAGCCUGUGCUCCCGAAGGAUCACCCUGCUGAGCUGGGGCGGGAGCCUGAGCCAGCACUGGCACAGCCGGCUCGGCCGGACUGGGCUGCAUUGGAGCAGGGAGAGGAUGUCACGGGCUGUGCAAUGCCAGAGCUGCCUGCCCUGGGGCAGCUGGAUGCAGCUGCAUCAGUCCCUGCCAGGGAGCAGAGGGACCAGAAGUCUGUAUCAUCUGUGUGCUGCUUCAGUGCCAGGCAAUGCAGGCAGCUACUUCUCUAGGAAGAUCCUUCGCACAAACAGCAUCACCUUCACCAGGGGCUGUGUUCACUACCAGGGAGGGAACCAGGAGCGCUCGGUCCGGCCCAGCACCUCUCGCCUGUCCCACCUAAGGAAUGUGGCCUCUUCUGAUGCCAUCAAGAAACACCGGAAGAGCCUGUCUGCGUGGUUCAGUCACCAGCCCAAUGAAGAGAGGCAGUUUGGCCCUUCCUUCUCAGUGGAUGCAGUCCAUGUGGACCCAGUGAUACGGGAGAGCUCCCUGGAGGAGAUCCUGAAGCCUUCACCUGGCCUGACCAUCCAGAACCAGCUCCAGCAAUCCUGCAGGCAGGUUAUCAGCCUCCAGAACCUUUUUGAUGUGGAUUGCUGUGGGCGGCAGGUGAAGAAUGUGGUGCUGUAUGGCACUGUGGGCACAGGGAAGAGCACCCUUAUCAAAAAGAUGGUGGUGGACUGGUGCCAUGGUCGCCUACCCCGUUUUGAGCUGCUCAUUCCCUUUUCCUGUGAAGACCUGUCCCAUAGUCACGCUCCCAUCUCCCUGCGGCACCUCAUAACCAAGAAGUACCAGCACCUCCGGGAUGUGGUGCCGAUCCUGGGCACUUCCAACCUCAACGUGCUUUUCAUCCUCAAUGGCCUGGAGCGGCUCAACUUGGACUUCCGCCUGGCUGGCACAGAGCUGUGCUGUGACCCCAGCGAGCCUGUGCCUCCCUCUGCCAUUGUGGUCAACCUGCUGCGCAAAUACCUCCUGCCAGAGGCUAGCAUCAUCGUCACCACACGCCCAUCGGCAGUGCGCCGGAUCCCUGGCAAGUACGUGGGCCGCUAUGCUGAAAUCUGUGGCUUCUCUGACACCAACCUGCAGAAGCUGUACUUCCAGAUGCGCCUCAGCCAGCCCAGCUGCAGUGUACAGGAUGGUGUGGGGAGCAGCUCAGGUGAGCAGGAGAACUUAGUGGAGAUGCUGUCGAGGAACCUGGAGCGCCACAACCAAAUAACUGCUGCCUGCUUCUUGCCAUCUUACUGCUGGCUGGUGUGCACCACCCUGCACUUCCUCUACUUCACCAAGAUGGUACCUCCCAGCCAGACCCUGACAGGUAUCUAUACCAGCUUCCUGAGGCUCAACUUCAGUGGGGAGGUGCUGGACAGCACUGACCCCACUAACAUCUCCAUGAUGAAGUACGUGGCCAAGACAGUGGGCAAGCUGGCCUAUGAAGGGGUGAUGUCCCGCAAGACCUGUUUCUCAGAGGAUGACCUGCAGCGGUGCUUUGAGGUGGAGAUGAAGACUGAAAGCGAGCUCAACCUGCUGGAGGUGUUCCGCAGUGAUGUCUUCCGCUUCUUCCUCAGUCCAUGUGUGCAGUCAGGCAAAGAGCACACCUUUGUGUUCACCAUCCCUGCUAUGCAGGAGUACCUGGCAGCCCUGUAUGUGGUGCUGGGUGAGAAGAAGACGCUGGCACAGAGAGUGGGGAAGGAGCUGUCGGAGGUCGUUGGGAAGGUGAGUGAAGAUGUGGCUGUCGUUGUGAAUAUCAUCUCCAAGGUGCUGCCCUUGCGCUUCCUGCCAGUGCUCUUUAACCUGCUCAAGAUCUUCCCUCGCUACUUCUCCCGGCUGAGUGGGAAGGACCAGGAUGCUAUUGCCCACACCAUGGCAGAGGAGCUGUUCAAAGAGGAGGAUUACUACAACGAUGAUGUCUUGGACCAGAUCAAUUCCAGCAUCCUGGGCGUGGAGGGCCCCAUGCGCCACCCUGACGAGGUCCCUGAUGAUGAGGUCUUUGAGCUCUUCCCCAUCUUCAUGGGUGGGAUCCUGUCCCGCCGUAACCGGGCCAUCCUUGAGCAGCUGGGCUGCUCCAUUAAGAACCUGGCAGCCUUUGAGAUUGCCAAGGCCAUGAAGAAGACAGUCAUCAGGAAGAGCCGCAAGGGGCUGCCCCCCUCUGAGCUGAUGGACUACCUCUUCUUCCUGCACGAGUUCCAGAAUGAGCGCUUCACAGCCGAGGCCAUCCGCUCCCUCCGCACUGUCAACCUCUCAUCCGUCAAGAUGACCCCUCUCAAGUGCUCUGUCCUGGCAUCUGUCAUGGGCACCACAAGCCAUGAGGUGGAGGAGCUGAACCUGAGCUCCUGCAACCUUGACACAAGCAGCCUGAGGAUCCUCUUCUCUGUCCUGCUGCGAUGCAGAACUCUUCAUCUACAGCUCAACAGCCUGGGCUCUGAUGCCUGCAGGGAAAUCCGUGACCUGCUCCUGCACGACAAGUGUAUGGUGAACAGCCUGCGGCUGACAAACAACCCCGUGGGUGAGCAGGGGGCACAGUACCUGGCUGAGGCGCUGGCUGGCAACCGCUCGCUGACCCGGUUGUCCCUGCUGCACACCGCGCUGGGGGACAGGGGCGCUGAGCUCCUCGCUCAACACUUGGCCAAGAACCAGCACCUCCAGGAGCUCAACCUGGGCUAUAACUCCCUGACAGACGCAGCCGCCCUGCAGGUGGUGGAGGUGGCCAAGAAGCACGCGACGCUGGACAAAGUGCAUCUGUAUUUCAAUGACAUCAGUGAGGAUGGCAAGCGAGCGCUCGACAGCCUGCGCAUGGACCGGGAUGGUGUCAGGGCGCUGGUCUUCCUUACCGCAGGCACUGAUGUCUCUGACUACUGGUCCAAUAUCCUGAACGUGGUGCAGAAGAACUUGCCUUUCUGGGACCGUGAGCGGGUCCGGCAGCACCUCUCCCUCAUCCUGCAGGAUCUGGAGAGCAGCCGGAGACAGACUGCAAACCCCUGGAGGAAAGCAAAGUUCCUCCGAGUUGAGAGUGAGGUCAAGAAGAUGCUGGGGAAGCUGCAGCAUGGGACCCUCUAAACCUGCUGUCCAUGCCCCCAGCCAGGCAGGGAGCAGUGCUGCUGGGGUGGAGAUGCCUACUGGUUGGGUGCUAUCAAGGCUGUCAAAGGUGCUGGGUAUGUGGAGCUCAGCCCUUAUCUGUGGGCAAGGCUGAAAUGUGUGAGAGCUGUACAGAUGCCAGGCCAGGAGCAAAUGGGACUUGUUCUUCUGGGCUUGUAGAGAUCCAGACCCUGCCGCCUGUCCAGUGCUGGCUUGGCCAUGGGCCACAGCAGUGGCAGAGGGGCAGGACUCAGGUUAGCUUGUGAAACCUUUGGUAGCAUUAAAGUGCACAGCUUUGUUUCCACUGAA
Melopsittacus undulatus (budgerigar) is the source of this 3629-nucleotide messenger RNA. RefSeq names its product NLR family member X1 (gene NLRX1). Gene Ontology annotation, molecular function: protein binding. The transcript is spliced from 10 exons. The record is from RefSeq and is a predicted model, not a curated record. Bases 336 to 3302 code for a protein of 988 amino acids. Gene Ontology annotation, biological process: negative regulation of canonical NF-kappaB signal transduction. NCBI's taxonomy places the organism in Eukaryota, Metazoa, Chordata, Aves, Psittaciformes, Psittaculidae. Gene Ontology annotation, cellular component: mitochondrion.